Messenger RNA from Botrytis fragariae, 630 nucleotides. RefSeq lists its product as uncharacterized. NCBI's taxonomy places the organism in Eukaryota, Fungi, Ascomycota, Leotiomycetes, Helotiales, Sclerotiniaceae. The record is from RefSeq and is a predicted model, not a curated record. Gene Ontology annotation, biological process: DNA alkylation repair; regulation of DNA-templated transcription. The coding region runs from base 1 to 630 and encodes 209 amino acids. The transcript has a single exon. Gene Ontology annotation, cellular component: nucleus.
AUGAGUCUCGAAACCGCCGAGCGAAUUCAAGGUGCCAUUUCCAUUCUGCAAGGAAUAUUCUCCUCCCCUUCAGCAGUUCCCAAGAAAGAACACGAGGGUGCCGAAAAAAACAAAACAGAAAUAAAAGACAUCCAACUCCCCAAGAUAACACUCACCUCCCUCCACCCCAUGCACCAACCCUGGUCUACAUCCAUUCUCUACACCUCCCCCCGCGAUCCGCACUCGCAUCUCCAAACCUUCUGUCAAUCCCUCAAAGACACCUUCACAACCGCCGGGUUCAUGCUGCCCGAAGAAAAAGGACGAAGCUUAUUACUGCACGCUACGAUUGUUAAUACAAUCUACGUUCGCGGGGCACGUCAGGAUUCCGGCACCGGCACGAGAGGAACAGGAACCGGGAAUGCACGUGGAAAUCGAGGGAGAGGGAGAGGAGGAAGUUCCUCGGGUCAUGGCAAGCAUAAAGCACGUCUCACGUUUGAUGCACGGGAUAUCGUUACUAAGUAUGCGGAUUUCACAUGGAUGCGCGAUGUACGGGUUGAGAAAGUGGCGAUUUGUAGGAUGGGGGCGAAGAAGAAGGGGGAUGGGGAUGAGGAGUAUGAGGUGGAGGCUGAGAUUGAGGUACCUUUUACUUGA